This is a messenger RNA of Brassica napus (rape), 1417 nucleotides long. Its product is annotated as cylicin-2. Lineage: Eukaryota; Viridiplantae; Streptophyta; Magnoliopsida; Brassicales; Brassicaceae. The transcript is spliced from 3 exons. The coding region runs from base 201 to 1187 and encodes 328 amino acids. The record is from RefSeq and is a predicted model, not a curated record.
UACAUUAAACUUCUCUGGUAUCCAAAGCUUAAUCACCGGUUCUAUUAAGAGAGAUGUCCAUAACACAUGCCUUUUAUGGAUUCAGAAGAUUAACCUUUUUAUUAGUUCAUUAUAUAUAUGGAAAGAAAGAUAUUCUCAAUGAUUUAAGAGCAUAAAGAUAAUAUAUUUCUUUCAUUUAGUGUAAGAUAAGAUAAGAUUUGAUGCUUAGGGUUUGUAACCUUGAGCCGUUACAUAACAGAUUCUAUAAAGUAAAAGCCGAGAAAGUUACUCUCUCUCUCAUUCUCUUUUGUUUGUCUUUGAAAGCAUCUGCAAAAAUGAACAAUGGUAGCUCCCCAAAAUCUCAGGAUAAAUCACAGAAGAUGAAGAAAUCGAAGAAACUCAAUGAGGACUCUGAUAAGGAGACCGUGGAAAGCAAGCAAGUUCCAGAGAAUGAGAAUCCGAAAACAGAUGCCAAAGAAGAAGAAGGAUCUCAGGAAGCUUCAGACAAGAAAGACAAAAAGGAGAAAGUUCCAGAGAAUGAGAAUCCUAAGACAGAAGCCGAAGAAGAUAAAGGAUCUCAGGAAGCUUCAGACAAGAAGGAUAAGAAGGAGAAGGGCGUCGGUCGCUGCAAAAAAUGCAAAGCUAAAGCAAAGAUGAUGAAGAAGAAACUCAAAGAGGAGGCUGAUGGAGAGGAUGAGAAACAAAAACAGAACACAGAGAAGGGGGAUCCGAAAACAGAUACCAACGAGGAAAAAGGAACUUCAGAUGUGAAAGAUAAAAAGGAGUCGAGCAUCAUAACAUGGCGACACAAGAGUACAAAGAAAGACAAGAGUCAUGGCAAAAACUUGUGCAGCGUCAACCCUCCCUAUCAAACCGCUAGGUCUAUGUACCACGGUCCACCCAACCUUUCAAACCCGUGGAACAUGUACGCACCACCGAGAGUUUUGUAUCCAGCAUUUGCAAAGGGGCCAAUGUAUGGACAAUGUGCUGGUGGUGGUGGUGGUCCGUUUCAACCAUACCAAACCAUGAAUCCAGCAGCUGCAAUGUACAGAGGUGCUAUAAUGUCACCAUAUCCUCCUAUGGCAGCUAUGUAUCCUCCCUAUUGGCAAAGCAGACCGUUAACAGAUGCUAAUCCUAUCACACGUUACACUACCUACCGAGACAACUACACUACCCACCGAAACAACUACUCUUACUUCUUUAUCUAAGUUUCCUCUUUAAUCAUUUUUCCUCUGUUCUGCUUUUUUAUCUAACAGAAGAAAAAACUAAAGGCAUUUCUUUGUAGGCUCUAAAUGUAUUUUUCUUCAAAGAGAUAAAAAGAGAAAACAGAAUAUCCUUUGAUAAAGAGAGAUUGGAACUAGAUUCAUUCAACAUCAAAGCCAUUACAUGAAAAAGAAAAAGAAAAAAAGUUUCGAGUCUAGUUGAUCAACAGAUUAAA